Messenger RNA from Mesoplodon densirostris (Blainville's beaked whale), 1379 nucleotides. Its product is annotated as zinc-regulated GTPase metalloprotein activator 1B. The record is from RefSeq and is a predicted model, not a curated record. The transcript is spliced from 15 exons. The coding region runs from base 126 to 1316 and encodes 396 amino acids. Lineage: Eukaryota; Metazoa; Chordata; Mammalia; Artiodactyla; Ziphiidae. Gene Ontology annotation, cellular component: cytoplasm.
GGCGCCACGCGUCGCGGCGUGAUGACGUAAAGCACGCGCCGCGCGCUUACCAUACGCAGCUGCGGGCCGGUGUUUUGAUCCCAGGUGUUUCUCUUAGGUAGAGGUGUGCUGUGCUGUUUGCCAGGAUGUUUCAUGCUAUGGGCUCCGCGGAUGAGGAAGAGGAGCAGGCUGAGGAGGAUUGUCCUGAAUUGGUCCCCAUUAAGACGAAGCAAAGAGAGGAGAAGGAGGAAACGUCUGGCCCCGGCGCUAAGAUCCCAGUCACAAUUAUCACCGGGUAUUUAGGUGCUGGGAAGACAACACUUCUGAACUAUAUUUUGACAGAGCAACAUAGUAAAAGAAUAGCAGUGAUUUUAAAUGAAUUCGGGGAAGGAAGUGCAUUGGAGAAAUCCUUAGCUGUCAGCCAAGGUGGAGAACUCUAUGAAGAAUGGCUGGAACUCAGAAACGGUUGCCUCUGCUGUUCCGUAAAGGACAGUGGCCUUAGAGCUAUUGAGAAUUUGAUGCAGAAGAAAGGGAAAUUUGAUUACAUACUGUUAGAGACCACUGGAUUAGCAGAUCCUGGUGCUGUAGCUUCUAUGUUUUGGGUUGAUGCUGAAUUAGGGGCUGAUAUUUAUCUUGAUGGUAUCAUAACUGUUGUGGAUUCAAAAUAUGGAUUAAAUCAUUUAGCAGAAGAAAAACCUGAUGGCCUUAUCAAUGAAGCUUCUAGGCAAGUUGCUUUGGCGGAUAUCAUCAUCCUCAAUAAAACAGACUUGGUUUCAGAAGAGGAUUUAAGCAAAUUAAGAAGAACUAUUAGAUCAACAAAUGGACUGGGAAAAAUUUUAGAAACACAAAGAUCAAGAGUUGAUCUCUCAAGUAUAUUCGAUCUUCAUGCCUUUGACAGUCUCUCUGGAAUAAGUUUGCAGAGAAAACUUCAAAAUGUGCCAACAACACAACCUCACCUUGAUCAGAGUAUUGUUACAGUCACAUUCGAAGUACCAGGAAAUGCAAAGGAAGAAAGUCUAAAUGUCUAUAUUCAGAAUCUUCUGUGGGAAAAGAAUGUGAGAAACAGGGAUGACGACUGCAUGGAGGUCAUACGACUAAAGGGGCUGGUGUCGAUCAAAGACAAACCACAACAAGUGAUUGUCCAGGGUGUCCAUGAGCUGUAUGAUCUGGAGGAGACACCAGUGAGCUGGGAAGAUGACAGUGAGAGAACAAAUCGAUUGGUCUUUAUUGGCAGGAAUUUAGAUAAGGAUAUUCUUAAACAACUAUUUAUAGCUACUGUUACUGAAACAGAAAAUCAAUGGACAACACAUUUCAAAGAAGAUCAAGUUUGUCCAUAACACUAGAAGCAUCACCAAAAGGAUUGGAUAAUAAAAUUGGGAAUAAGUUUCCUAUUGGAUAUA